AUGCGCAGGCAGCGCAGCCUCCUUCCGCUCGUUCUCAUCUGUGCGUCGUCAUCCGUCCUGCUCCUCACCGCAACAACCAACGCCGACAACCUUACGUUCUACAUGAAAGCCGACUGCCUGGACAGCACGAACUACACGCGCGGCAGCGCGUUCCAGGCCAACCUCGAUGCGAUCCUCUCCUCUCUCCCUGCCGCGGCGGCCGCGUCGUCCUCUGGGUUCGCCAAGAACAUCACCGGCGGCGCCGCGCCCGACCAGGUUUACGGCCUCGCGCAGUGCCGCGGGGACAUCAGCGCGGAGCGCUGCCGCGCGUGCCUCGUCAACUCGGCGCGUGAGGUGGCCAGCAGGUGCCCUGGCCGGAAGAGCGCCGUGCUCAUCUACGAAGGCUGCCUGCUGCGCUACUCCAACGCGAGCUUCUUCGGCGAGGCCGACACGUCGAAUCCGCUCUACAUGUGUGACCUCGACAACGCGACGCAGCCUCAGUUCGCGUCGUCGCUGGACGGGCUGAUGCGCAGCCUCGCUGAGAAGGCGUACGGCUCCCCGCGUCUGUUCGCGGCUGGCUCGGUCGACCUCGCGGACUACGAGAAGAUUUACGGCAUGGUGCAGUGCACGCGGGACCUUGGGCCCGACGACUGCGAGGGCUGCCUCGCCACCAACGCCGUCAGUAAGAUUCAGACGUACAAAAACUGCAGCGGGAGACAGGGCGGUCGGCUCUUCAACUGGAGCUGCUACAUCCGGUUCGAGGUGGCGCCUUUCUUCAACGCCCAGGCUGCCGAGACGGCAAUGUCCACCGGAUAUGGAGGUUACGAAGAAAUGAGAGGUUCAGAAACUCUCCAGUACGAUCUAGGUACUCUGCGGGCUGCCACUGACAACUUUUCAGAAGAAAAAAUGCUCGGGAAAGGCGGUUUUGGACCGGUCUACAAAGGCACGAUGCAAAAUGGGCAGGAAAUUGCAGUGAAGAGACUGUCAACAAUCUCACAGCAAGGACUUGUGGAAAUGAAAAACGAGAUUGUCCUCGUUGCAAAGCUCCAACACAAGAACUUGGUGCGCCUACUCGGUUUCUGCAUCGAUGAAGAAGAGAAGCUCCUCGUCUACGAGUUCCUCAGCAACAAGAGCCUCAAUAAAAUCCUUUUCGGUGCAUGA
Molecule: messenger RNA, 1140 nt
Organism: Miscanthus lutarioriparius
Lineage: Eukaryota; Viridiplantae; Streptophyta; Magnoliopsida; Poales; Poaceae
Source: the annotation of a GenBank genome assembly